This is a messenger RNA of Gossypium arboreum, 1884 nucleotides long. RefSeq lists its product as uncharacterized. Bases 172 to 1656 code for a protein of 494 amino acids. Gene Ontology annotation, molecular function: clathrin binding. The record is from RefSeq and is a predicted model, not a curated record. NCBI's taxonomy places the organism in Eukaryota, Viridiplantae, Streptophyta, Magnoliopsida, Malvales, Malvaceae. Gene Ontology annotation, cellular component: vesicle; intracellular membrane-bounded organelle; cytoplasm. The transcript is spliced from 5 exons. Gene Ontology annotation, biological process: clathrin-dependent endocytosis; clathrin coat disassembly.
UCAUCCACAUCAUUCAUAAAAUCCCUUUAAAGCUUAUAAUUUCAAUUACCCCAACAAGAAAAAGAACCCUAAAUUCCCUUUUUUUUCCCCAAAAAUCUCUAAGUAAAUCUUUCCUCUUCGCAAAAAACCCAGAACUCGAAGCCAUAGAAUUUGAUUAAUUUUACGAGUUAAAUGGAAGAGUAUUGGCGAAUGUGCGUUGGAGUCUCAAUAACCCAAAAUUUCCCACAUCGAAAACCCAUGGAAAACACUGGUUUUUUUCACAAAAACGCCGCCAUUUUCAUGGCUGAUGAUCAUGAUUUCUCCGACGUCUUCGGUGGUCCACCGCGGAGUGUGCUUUGCAGGAAGUUCACUGAUGAUUUAACCCAAUCGGCGUCGUUUUACGAUGAUGCUUUCGGGCCAUUGGAUUUCAGUUCGUGUUAUUCGAUUAAGGGUGGGAGGAGUUUGCCGGCGUUUAGGAUUCCGGCCAAAGUGGAAGGGUUGUUCUCCACUGACAUUUUCGGGUCAGAUGAUGAUCUCCGGCGAUCUAGCUGGGAACGAACCGAGUCGGAUUCAUCUUCGGUGAUGAGUUGGGAGGAAAUGAGCUGCCUCCGUCGACCGGACGGUGAUGAUAUCGGACUGUCGUCGUAUUUUGCGCCAAAGCACACAAACGCCGUCGUUUUGAAUUUGUUGAAUGCUGUAAUCUUACGUGAUAUAACUCCACGCAGAUGGAACUCGGCAACAAUGGUGACAAAUCAAGAACCAUCAAAACAACAACAACAGAUACCUCCAUUUCCAAGCACUGCUUCGUUUUAUAAUGGAAAUCUUCACUUGGAAAACGAAAACCGUAUUGAUAAUCCGAUGAAAAGCUCAUCGCUUUAUCGUUUCAACAAGCGUACUUCUUCCCCGGAAACCAUUAGUUUGGAACCCCAUUCUUUUUCAAGCAUCAAAAUAUCAUUGGCCGAUGAUUCGGAGUUCAACUCCCCUUCGUCUCUGUCUUCAUGUUUUAAUCAAGAACCUGAGACCAUAGCCAGAGUCCAGACUAAUCCGUUCUCAGAAGAUGAAUACGAUGAUGACGAGGAUGACGAAGACGGAAUGAGUUCUUAUGUUAUUGAGAUAAACUCUGAUUUUAGACAAAGUAGCAGUGAAGAAGCAGUUUCAAUUGAUGAAGCCAUUGCUUGGGCAAAAGAGAGAUACAACAAUACCCAAAGAGAACAUGAAAAUGAUCAAACAAUGCAAUCUCCAUUGGAAGAAAAACCGAGAAAACCGAAAGCCGAAGAAGAAAAAGACCAAGAUGUGAAGCAUUGGUCAUCUGGCAAUGAAAAUAACAUCCGAAUGCUCCUUUCAACACUUCAUAAUAUUCUAUGGGAAAAUAGUGGUUGGCACAUGAUAGAUCUCACAAGCCUUGCAGAAAGCUCACAAGUGAAAAAAGCUUAUCAAAAAGCAAGGCUAUGUCUUCACCCAGACAAACUGCAACAAAGAGGUGCAACAUUAUCACAAAAAUAUGUAGCAGAGAAGGCCUUUUCCAUCCUCCAGGAUGCAUGGAGUGCAUUCAUCUCCCAAGAUGUCUUCUUCAACAAGUCAACAAAAAUGCAAGGAAUUUUGGAAUCUUUUUGGGAAGCUUGGAACAAACAAGGAGUCCACGGAGUCGAAGGAAUAAGGGCCGUGUUAAAAGCUUAAAAGACAAAAAAAACAUGGCGAUUUGCAGACAAAUCUUAUGUAUAUUGUAAGAAAAAUUGCAGUUAGAAUGUUGUAUAAAUCUUAUGGAUAUAUAAAGAAUGUUGUAUGUUUGUUUAAUGUUUUUCAAAGUGACAAAAUCAGGUUUAAGCAUCUAACUUAGAACACAAGUAAUGUACAGAAUCUAAACUGAUGUGAGAUACGAACACUUUACCGAUUGAAACCUGGGAA